AUGGGUACCACUUACUCUAAGCCAGAGCCCUUUAACGAGAAGGCUUCUCUAUCGAAGGGAAACAUCACGAAGACCAACCAUACCAUUGAUGAAGAUGAGAGCCCUCCUCCUCCCCCGUACCCAACUCGGGAAAGAGCCCGUUUAUUGUCUCUCACAGACGUAGAGGACUGGAAUGAGACUCUUCUGAGCGAUCCAAAGAAUCGUCUGGCGAUUUCUGGCUUUGCUGGCCAGUCAUGGGAGCCCAUUCUCGCCAACCGAAAGGCCCUAAGAUAUGACCAGCACAUCUUCAAUCUGACUAUCCCAGAGGAAGGGACACCGAUCACAAAUCAGCGAUCAUCUGGACGCUGCUGGCUAUUUGCCUCAACAAAUGUCUUCCGCGUACCGCUCAUCAAGGCAUACCAGCUUCGCCAGUUCGAGCUCAGCCAAGCUUACCUAUUUUACUGGGAUAAAAUCGAGAAGGCGAAUUAUUUCUUUGAACAAAUCAUCGCCACAGCCGACGAGGAUCUAUCUAGUCGCCUUGUGCAGAAACUACUGCAGGACCCAGUCACCGACGGCGGACAGUGGGAUAUGGUCGCCAAUCUGGUCCAUAAAUAUGGAUUAGUUCCUCACACGCUCUAUCCCGAUGCCUUCCAUGCGCAGAAUAGCUCAAGAAUGAAUUGGCUACUUACUGCCAAACUACGUGAACAAGCAUUGGCCUUGCGCAUGUUAGCAGCCAGAAGAGAUGACCACGCAGCCUAUUUGAUGGCUACCAGCAAAGAUAAAUUCCUUAAGGAAAUCCACUCACUUGUCACUCUCUUACUGGGACCCCCGCCUAGUCCGGAUAAGGAAUUUGUUUGGCAAUUCUAUGAUGCCAACGGUGCUGCGCGAGAGGUGCGUCAGACUCCAGUCGAGUUUGGCAAACAGGCAUUCCAAUCCCAGACUCGCAUACUCUCUCGAAGUCCUGCUGCUUCUCCCGGUCGGUAUUUCAGUCUUGUUAAUGACCCGCGAAAUGAGUACAAUCGACUGCUUACAGUUGAUAAACUCGGCAAUGUCUUGGAGGGUCAACCUUUGACAUAUGUCAAUGUGGAAAUGCCCGUCCUUAAAAAGGCGGUUAUUGCUAUGCUCAAGGCUGGACACCCUGUCUUCUUCGGGUGCGAUGUUGGCAAGUCCUCAGAUCGUAUCCUUGGAGUCAUGGAUGCUGAUAUUGCUGAUCUUACUCUUGGAUUCAAUAUCUCCUUGGGGAUGAAUAAGGCGGAGAGACUUGCCAGUGGUGAGUCUGCAAUGACUCAUGCCAUGGUCAUCACAGCGGUACAUAUUGAGAAUGAUGAGCCAGUUCGAUGGCGUGUGGAGAACUCAUGGGGCGAGACUGCGGGAGAUAAGGGUUGGUUCGUGAUGACGGAUAAGUGGAUGGAUGAGUAUACAUUCCAGGCUGUCGUGGACUCGAACUUUGUGCCUGCCGAUGUACGCGCCAUUCUUACACAAACCCCUCAUGUUUUGCCUCGAUGGGAUCCCAUGGGUGUUUUGGCUUAG
Molecule: messenger RNA, 1509 nt
Organism: Penicillium malachiteum
Lineage: Eukaryota; Fungi; Ascomycota; Eurotiomycetes; Eurotiales; Aspergillaceae
Product: C1 family peptidase
Exons: 3
Coding region: 1-1509 (502 amino acids)
Biological process (GO): proteolysis; response to toxic substance; L-homocysteine catabolic process
Cellular component (GO): cytoplasm
Molecular function (GO): cysteine-type aminopeptidase activity
Source: RefSeq, a predicted model, not a curated record